Messenger RNA from Dendrobium catenatum, 915 nucleotides. Its product is annotated as 21 kDa protein. The transcript has a single exon. The record is from RefSeq and is a predicted model, not a curated record. Bases 67 to 735 code for a protein of 222 amino acids. Gene Ontology annotation, molecular function: enzyme inhibitor activity. Gene Ontology annotation, biological process: negative regulation of catalytic activity. NCBI's taxonomy places the organism in Eukaryota, Viridiplantae, Streptophyta, Magnoliopsida, Asparagales, Orchidaceae.
CAUAACCCCUAAAUCCAAACAUCGACCCCUUUCGUCUUCUUACUAAUCCCUUGCAAGUAAAUUACAAUGGCGCCAUCCACUCAGCCUUUCUUUGCAACUACCACGCUUACUAUAUUUCUGAUAAUGCUCAGUCUCCGCCUAAACCCAUCCCACGCCGCCAGACCACUCCCAGCCAACAGCAAGACGGCGACGUCGGCGUCGACCAACGCCGCCGAGCUGUUCGUAAAAAGCGCGUGCAGUUCCACAACUUACCCAGACCUCUGCGUCAGCUCCCUAUCUUCCUAUUCCAGCAGCAUAAACAAAAGCCCAAUGCUCCUCGCCCACACCGCCCUUUCCGUCAGCCUCGACGGCGCGCGGUCCGCCUCCACUGCCAUGCGGUCCAUGUCCACUGGCGGCGGGCGCUUGAGUCCGCGCGAGGCGGGCGCGAUGAGAGAUUGUGUGGAGAACGUCGGCGACUCCAUCGACGAGCUGCGAGACUCGUUGAGCGAGAUGGGGACUCUGCGCAUGGGCAAGGAUUUGGCUUAUAAGAUCAACAGCAUACAGACGUGGGUGAGCGCCGCGCUCACCGACGACGACUCCUGCAUGGAAGGAUUCAGAGGGAAGCGCAUGGAUGGUACUGUGAAGACCGCAGUGAGGGGUCCUAUAGUCAACGUGGCUCAUCUGACCAGUAAUGCUCUCGCCCUCAUCAAUGCUCUUGCGUCUUCCACCACCCACUCCGGCGCCGUUGCUCCGUGAUAUAUCUCAUCAUCGUCGUCGACGUCUCUUCUCUUAGUUACAUCUACAUGUAAUCUUAGUCAUUAAGUACUACUUAAUUUCCGCGUGUUAUAUGUGCUGUACGAGCAUGAUAAAAUUAGUGAUUAGUUAUCCUUAAUUUUGUGAUUAAUGAAUAGCUCAAGGAAGUUCAUUUGGAUUUUA